Molecule: messenger RNA, 2581 nt
Organism: Thamnophis elegans (Western terrestrial garter snake)
Lineage: Eukaryota; Metazoa; Chordata; Lepidosauria; Squamata; Natricidae
Gene: TMLHE
Product: trimethyllysine hydroxylase, epsilon
Exons: 8
Coding region: 669-1901 (410 amino acids)
Biological process (GO): carnitine biosynthetic process
Cellular component (GO): mitochondrion
Molecular function (GO): iron ion binding; trimethyllysine dioxygenase activity
Source: RefSeq, a predicted model, not a curated record
GCCAGCCCACAUGUGAAGUUCUCAGCCCCUGUGCACCGUUGGGGAAGGGCUCCACUAGGAGCCAAAGAGAUGCUCUCUCGUGGUUGAUGGCUAGCAGUUUACACGGACUCCUGUUUUAUUGCAUUUUUGCUCCCCCUCCCCCCAAAAAACCCUCUCUCCUUUCAUGGAUGGUCUGUUCCACUGGAGCGUGGGUCCCCCUCGCUGCUGUUACCUCUGCUGAAGGACUGGCUGAAGAUUUUUGAAUUCUGUUCAGCUUAAAUUUGGCGUUGAAGCGAAAUCUAGCCAAGGGUGCCUCUUCCGAGUGACUCACUCAGCCAUGGCUGGGAAAGGCUGUUGAAGCUGCAGACUUCUUGGCAAAAACCCUGCCUGCCUGCCUGCCUGCCACCCACCGAAUCCUAGAAGUAAUUCUCAUUUCCGUCUCCCCGUUUCCUUGCCCAGAGGCUCUGUCGAAAAACACAGAAUUAAGAAAGACAUACGUUCAGACUCUGUUUUUUUUUUUAAAAAAAAACAAGCUUCAAAUUUGAACAGAACUGUUCUUUUAAUCGGCUGUUUGUGAGAAGCAGAUGGAGGGCAAUGUGGCACUUUGCUGGAUUUAAAAGAAACAGUUGCCUUGUCUUACAUCCACCUUCCCUCUCCUAAAGAGCCCUUGAAGAACUAAGAAUAUCGGGAUGUGGGGCUGUCAGCUGAGACAGGUGCUCUACAGCUUCCGCCAUCAGCUAAAGAAAAGCUUCAGGAUUCUUCCAGCUUCGACCCAUGGCCAUCACACAGUCCCCGCCUCACCCAACUGUGCCUGGCAGUUAAGAGAUGGCCACCUAGAGCUGAAAUACAGGGACACUCUGAUGCGCUUCGAUUACUUUUGGUUGCGUGACCACUGCCGCUCGCCGUCUUGCUACAACACCAAGACCAACCAACGCAGCCUGGAUACGGCCGGUGUGGAUCUGACGAUCAAGCCCCAGGCGGUACGAAUCGAUGAGACCACCCUCUUCCUCACCUGGCCAGAUGGCCACGUGACCAAAUAUGGUCUGGAAUGGCUGCUGAUGAACAGCUACGAGGGGCAGAAGCAGCAGGUCAUGCAACCUCGGAUUCUGUGGAACGCCGAAAUUUACCAGGAAGCUCAAGUGCCUUCGGUCGACUACCACAGUUUCUUGGAAACCAACGAGGGGCUGAGAGAAUUCCUGCAGAACUUCCUGCUGUACGGCAUUGCAUUCGUGGAAAAUGUUCCCCCAACCAAAGAAGACACGGAGAUCAUAGCAGAGAGGAUUAGUUUGAUCAGAGAAACUAUCUACGGCAGGAUGUGGUAUUUCACCUCGGACUUCUCCCGCGGAGACACCGCUUACACCAAACUGGCUUUGGACCGUCAUACAGAUACCACUUACUUUCAGGAACCUUGUGGCAUCCAGGUAUUCCAUUGCCUCCGGCAUGAAGGCACGGGGGGCCGGACGCUUCUGGUGGAUGGUUUCUAUGCCGCAGAACAAGUGCUACAGCGAGCCCCAGAGGACUUCAACCUUCUCACAAAGGUGCCACUGAAGCACGAAUACAUCGAGAACAUGGGAAGCUGCCGCAACCACAUGAUUGGGGUUGGGCCUGUCUUGAAUAUCUACCCUUGGAACAAGGAGCUCUACCUGAUCAGGUACAAUAAUUACGACCGAGCUGUCAUUAACACAGUCCCUCAUGACACUGUGCACCGUUGGUAUAUUGCACAUCGUACACUCACCACUGAGCUGCGGAGGCCCGAGAAUGAGCUCUGGGUCAAACUGAAACCAGGCAAAGCCCUCUUCGUAGACAAUUGGCGAGUCCUGCACGGCCGAGAAUCUUUCACGGGAUAUCGCCAGCUCUGCGGUUGCUACCUCACGAGAGAUGAUGUGCUAAACGCAGCCCGUUUCCUUGGCCUUCAAGCCUAGGGUGGCUUGGACCUCUGAUGGUUGGGAGCUGCUGAUUCAGGAAUGGAGAGAACAAAGUGUAUACCUCACAGACCUGGCCUCCUGUCCCAAGAGAGAGGAGAGGUCCUCUCAGCAUUACUUGAGGUCCAUCAAAUAUUGUCUAUUGCCUUUUCUUCAUUCUCCCCAUUCUAAGCUCCCUGAUUGGUUCUUCUUUGGUUUCCAAAGCCAGCCCAUUGGCUCAACUCAGGACAGAUGGACUUGGCAGCCAUGUAAGAAACCUGUUCUGACCUCCAAGGUGCUACCUCUUGUGCCUUUUGCUAUUGAAAGCAGCCCUGUCCUCUUGAGGAGACCUCCCGUGUACAAAAUCAUCAAGGUUCUUUUACCGGACGUCCAUUCUUGAAACCUAGUAGAGUCUCAAGGAAAGUUGAGCUAGUUCAUUGGCAAGACAUGCUUGUUGGCAUCCCAGCCUUUGAGAUCUCCAGAGUAGACUGCUACCCAAUGUUUAUAAGUUCUGCUUCUCCGUGUCUCUUCUCUUUCCUGCCUGCUGGUGAUAUUAAGCUUGCCAUGUGAUGGGAGAAUUGCUUUAGAAAGCCUUAGAGCAGGAAGAAGGAAGAAAAAACACAGAUCUGGGGAGGGAAGACAAUAUUAAGUCCUGAUUUCCCAGCACUGUAAAAAAAAAAAAUAAUAACAAUAUAACUAUA